AUGUCACCAGGAGAGGAAUUCGACAAAAAUACUAUGCUUAUGACUCAAACUAGCCAGACAGACUACAAGGAACUCUGUCGUCUAGACGUACUCGGGUUAGCUGACGUUCCAACACACGAUCAAGGAACGGUGUACUCCGAAUUUAAAGAGCAAUUAACGAGAGAUCCAGCAGGAUGGUACGUAACGGGGCUGCCUUGGCGAGGAAAUCAUGCAACCUUGCCAAACAACAAACAAGGAAGUCUACGUCGUCUGAACCACCUCACGAAGCGACUGCACCAAAACGGCCUUACCACUGAGUACGACUCCAUCAUCCGAGAACAACUGAACGAGGGGAUUGUUGAGAAAGCACCGGAAGUCCCUAGCAACAAGGAAUUCUACAUUCCACAUAAGGCGGUAGUUAAAGAGAGUGCAGAGAGUACCAAAAUGAGAAUCGUGUACGACGCCUCCGCGAAAGCCAAACCUGAUGCCCCAUCCCUCAACGAGUGUUUGAACCCCGGUCCCCCCCUCCAGAACAAACUUUGGGACGUUUUGGUCCAACAACGCGCUUACCCAGUCGUAGUAGCCGCUGACAUUCGAAAGGCGUUUCUGCAGAUUCGGAUUCGAGAAAACGAACGUGAUUGCCUCCGUUUCCAUUGGCAGAAAGAACCACACUUAGAGAUCGAAGUUCUACGUUUCACAAGAGCAUUGUUUGGGCUGAUCUCGUCGCCAUUUCUUCUCGCCGGAGUGCUCGAAAGCCAUUUUGACGCCUGGGAAGGGAAAUACCCGGACCUGAUACGAGAGUUGCGGCGCAGUUUAUACGUUGAUGAUCUGCUGAUCGGGGGCCAAACUGUACUGCAGGCUCGUACGCGAAAGGAAAAGGCCAUUGAAGUCCUGGACGAUGCCACUUUCCAAUCACACAAGUGGCACUCGAACGUUGAAGAGUUAGAGAGAGACGGUGAUCGGUCCCAAAAUCAUGACGAACAAUCGUUUGCGAAACAACAAUUUGGAGUGCAACCUGGUGAAACGAAGAUGCUUGGUUUGAAAUGGAAUAAAGUCGAGGAUACCCUGUCGAUCAAUUUUCCUGAAGAUGAACAUCCCGUGACCAGACGCGGUAUUCUCCGGCAAAUCGCAAAGAUCUAUGACCCGUCUAGUGUCACCACUUACACUAGAAGGGAAGCUGGUGUACAGAGCAGCCUGCGAGUCGAAGACGCCGUGGGAUGCCAAACUCAAUGA
Messenger RNA from Dendronephthya gigantea, 1212 nucleotides. RefSeq lists its product as uncharacterized. The record is from RefSeq and is a predicted model, not a curated record. The transcript has a single exon. Bases 1 to 1212 code for a protein of 403 amino acids. NCBI's taxonomy places the organism in Eukaryota, Metazoa, Cnidaria, Anthozoa, Malacalcyonacea, Nephtheidae.